AUGGCGGAAGGAGAUAUGCCCACUUUCAAAUGUGUGCUGGUUGGUGACGGUGGUACCGGCAAAACGACAUUCGUCAAGCGGCAUAUGACGGGUGAGUUUGAAAAGAAGUACGUCGCCACUCUGGGUGUGGAGGUGCAUCCGCUAGUAUUCCACACGAACCGCGGUGCGAUUCGGUUCAAUGUGUGGGACACAGCUGGACAGGAAAAGUUCGGUGGACUUCGCGACGGUUACUACAUCCAGGGACAGUGUGCCAUUAUUAUGUUCGACGUCACGUCUCGAGUAACCUACAAAAACGUCCCCAACUGGCAUCGCGAUCUGGUGCGCGUAUGCGAAAACAUCCCGAUCGUACUGUGCGGUAACAAAGUAGACAUCAAGGAUCGUAAAGUAAAGGCCAAGUCGAUCGUUUUUCACCGGAAGAAGAAUCUACAGUACUACGAUAUUUCCGCAAAGUCCAACUACAACUUCGAAAAACCUUUCCUGUGGCUGGCUCGCAAACUUGUCGGCGAUCCUAACCUUGAGUUCGUUGCAAUGCCUGCCCUGCUUCCGCCGGAAGUGAAAAUGGACAAGGAUUGGCAAGUGCAGAUCGAGAAGGAUUUGGAGGAAGCACAGGCCACGGCACUGCCGGACGAGGACGAAGAUUUGUAA
This is a messenger RNA of Anopheles marshallii, 645 nucleotides long. RefSeq names its product GTP-binding nuclear protein Ran (gene Ran). Gene Ontology annotation, cellular component: nucleus; cytoplasm. Gene Ontology annotation, biological process: ribosomal subunit export from nucleus; protein import into nucleus. The transcript is spliced from 2 exons. Gene Ontology annotation, molecular function: GTP binding; GTPase activity. NCBI's taxonomy places the organism in Eukaryota, Metazoa, Arthropoda, Insecta, Diptera, Culicidae. Bases 1 to 645 code for a protein of 214 amino acids. The record is from RefSeq and is a predicted model, not a curated record.